This is a messenger RNA of Cuculus canorus (common cuckoo), 3172 nucleotides long. It is a transcript of the gene SRSF2, whose product is annotated as serine and arginine rich splicing factor 2. The record is from RefSeq and is a predicted model, not a curated record. Lineage: Eukaryota; Metazoa; Chordata; Aves; Cuculiformes; Cuculidae. Gene Ontology annotation, molecular function: RNA binding. The coding region runs from base 371 to 1036 and encodes 221 amino acids. The transcript has 2 exons.
GCCAUUUCCCUUCCGGGUCGCCCGCCGCCAUUUUGUGGCGCUAAGUCGGCGCGCGCGGGCGGUGCCCUUCUCAUUCCCUGGCAGCUGCCGUUGCCCGCGCUUUGCUCUUUCCUCGCUCUGGCCCCACCCUCGCCUCAGAGGUGGGUGCACGCUCCUCCUCUCCGCCGAGGAUUCUUCACCUCGCGUCGCUCUCCCUUAUGCCCUGUAGCUCCCCGCCUUUCUGGACUGCGCUGGGCCGCCGCUCGGGCGCUCCCCCCGCGGUGUGAGGCGUUCGCCGCCCGUCAGGGCCGCGCCGCCUGACUCUUUCCCCGCUUGCCGCGGGUUUCUUUCUCCUCAUCCGCCGCCGCCCCUCGCGGGGCUGUUGUCCGCCAUGAGCUACGGGCGCCCUCCGCCAGACGUGGAGGGCAUGACGUCCCUCAAGGUGGACAACCUGACCUACCGCACCUCCCCGGACACGCUCCGGAGGGUUUUCGAGAAGUACGGGCGGGUAGGAGACGUCUAUAUCCCCCGCGACCGUUACACGAAGGAGAGCCGGGGUUUCGCUUUCGUCCGUUUCCACGACAAACGCGACGCCGAGGACGCGAUGGACGCGAUGGACGGGGCCGUGCUGGACGGGCGCGAGCUGCGGGUGCAGAUGGCGCGGUACGGCCGCCCCCCCGACUCGCACCACAGCCGCCGCGGGCCGCCCCCGCGCCGCUACGGGAGCAGCGGCUACGGCCGCCGCAGCCGCAGCCCGAGGAGACGCCGUCGCAGCCGAUCUAGAAGCAGGAGCCGCUCUAGAUCCCGCAGUCGGUCCCGCUACAGUCGUUCCAAAUCCCGGUCUCGCACACGCUCCCGGUCUCGCUCCACCUCCAAGUCCAGGUCUGCCAGGAGAUCCAAGUCGAAGUCCUCAUCUGUGUCCAGGUCCCGGUCCAGGUCGAGAUCCCGCUCCAGAUCUAGAAGCCCUCCCCCUGCGUCAAAGAGGGAAUCCAACUCUAGAUCCAGGUCUAAGAGCCCUCCUAAGUCUCCAGAAGAAGAAGGAGCGGUGUCCUCCUAGGAACAUGGUAACGUACCUCGGGUCAGGCGCGUGUUGCAUGAUACUUUAUGAUAGCACUUAGGUGGGGUGUUGGGUAGUUCUUGGAGUAUUAAUAGCCUGAACCAAGUGAAUCCUAACGGGGCGUAUUGUUAGCUUUGUGCUUGUUUGUUUUUUUUUUUCUUGAGUAGUGCUUUUUUGUUACUGGUUUAAGGAAAUUAAUACCAAAGGGAUUUCUACGGAGAGUUUUUUUUACAGAGAAAAUGUUUUAUUGACAGAUUAAUGGCUUGGUUUUAAUAAAAUAUUGUAUGAGACGCAACCUAUGAUGAAAAUGACUAUUUCUUACUGUAUUUAUCCAACAUCUGCAUUUUCCCCUUUAAAGCUGCGGUCUCCUGUUUGCUAAAAGAAUAUUGGCCAGUAUUGCAGAUUUUAGCUGAUUUGGCUGAUCCUCCAGGGACCAGUUUCUGUGGGCGUGUAUUGGAGCAGGUUUGUCUUUAAAUGUUAAAGAUGCACUAUCCUUUGAUAAUGGAAGAUCGGUUCAGUGGCCGUUGUACUGACUGGAGGUAAUUGCUGUUGUAGAAAAGUAACAAAUGCCUUGCAAUGAGAAAACCACAGAAACUAGUUUUUCCUCAAGUCCACACCUUGAAGAGGCACCUAAGGAUACACCGGGCGGGGAAAGGAUAGUGUGUCUUUAACCCUUCAAACUGUUCGGUCCUGUUUUUAAAAGGAAAGGGCCUGCGCUAGAUCCAAGUUAGAUAACAGUAGUGAAAUUAGUCACACUUUGUGUUCGAAUGCCAAUUAGUUUAGUUAAGUCUUUGAGAAGUAUAUAGUUCUGUAAUUUUUACAUAACAUUUAAUAAUUUAUUGUCAGGCUGAAUCGAAGUUAACCGUGGCUCAGUCCACAGCCUGAUGCUUAUUGCUCUUUGUAACUAAUACUUUGGCAGGAGAAGUAAAGUGACAUGUGGGGGGGAGGUGGAACACUAUGGAAAUUCCUAAAAGUUAAUUAAAUUAGGCAAAGCCAGUUGAAGCACAACUAGAAUUAUACCUGAACUCAUCCACACAAUGGAAAGAGGCAAGGUAGAAGCCUGUCUGAACUUUUCUUUCUUCAAACCUAGAUGCAUCAGAUAAAUGAGAAUCCACAUAAAGGACGCCUUUGGGGGGAAAGAUCGCUUGAGUCUGCAGCCCAUUGGAGAGACUUCUGGCAGAGCAACCAGCUGUUGAAAAGGUUAUUUUGUAACAUUUUGUCUAACUUUUUACUUGUUUAAAUUGAGCCUCAAGUGGCAGAUUUUACAUUUUAUGUGCCAUUUUGUUGCUGUUAUUCAAAUUUCUUGUAAUUUAGUGAAGUGAACGACUACAGAUUUCAUUAUUGGCUUGGAUAUUUGAGGUAAAACUUCAUUUUGUUUAUAUAGUGCUGACUUUUAUUUGAAAUUAAAACGGAUGGUAACUUGCUGCCGCCAGUUUCGUACUGAGGAAAUGUGCAGCCCUUACAUACGGAGUAGUUAAGUCUGUCAAAAAGUAUUCUCAAUCUUGUCUUCAUUCCAUAAUAAAAUCCUGCAAAAGUUCAAUUUGAAACUUAACUGUAAAUGCUUUUUUUUUUUUCACUUUGAAUUCAAAUAGUAUCUUCAAAUUGGUAGAAGUCUUUUCAGGUGACAGUUUGAUAUUUGAAAGGAUUGCUUUAUCAGACUCAAUUCUAAUCUCUUCUCUUAUGUAUUUUUGUGCACUAGGCGCAGUUGUGUAGCAGUUGAGUAAUGCUGGUUAGCUGUUAAGGUGGCGUGUUGCAGUGCAGAGUGCUUGGCUGUUUCCUGUUUUCUCCUGAUUGCUCCUGUGUAACGAUGCCUUGUCGUGCAGAAACAAAUGGCUGUCCCGUUAAUUAAAAUGCCUGACAACUGCACUUCCAGUCACCCGGGCCUUGCGUAAAAAUAAUGGAGCAUACAGUGAGCACAUCUAGCUGAUGAUAUACACACCUUAUUUUUUCCAGAAUGGUAAAACUUACCAACCUGCAUUUAUGAACUUACAUAUGAAAAAAUUGUAACAUUAAGAAAAGAAAUGGUUCAUUCCUUUGUGAGUACUGAUUGGUGUAUCUUUUGCUUAAGACAUUCUGUACUAUACCCACUGUCUCUGUAGUUAAUAUUAAAAGUUUUUCUGUGUUAACUUUUCUCAA